AUGACUCGCAUCGGUUUACCUCUUCUUUAUCCAUUUUUUAAGGGUGAAUCAUUAGAAAAUGAAUUUGGAUUUGUGAAUUAUUAUCAUAAUAAUUCAAUUAAUCGGUUUCUACACACUCUUACAUUGCCUUUACUUAUAUUUUCUUUACUAACUAUAACACAUUCUAUUGAUUAUCGUCUCUGUAUGUUAUUUUAUAUCGUCUAUUGUGCAAUUAUAUUUAUGUUCGAUAUUAAAACUGGUCUUGCUUUUUUCUCGCUAUUUGCUUUACUUUAUGUUCCGGCAACAGUAUUUUCUUCUCAAGGAAGCUUAGCUAGUUUCUACGGUUCCUUAAUAUUUUUUACUGCUCUAAUUAUUCAAGGCCUCGGGCACUAUAUAUUUCAACAAGCUGCUCCUGCAUUUCGUCUAUUCGAAGCAACAUUUACAACUCCAGCCUAUUUAAUGAUGUAUCUUAUAACCAAUCAUAAUGACAUAUUUUGGAAUAAUGUUAAAAAUGAAACAAGUAAAUGGAAACAAAUUCUUAAAAAAUAA
This is a messenger RNA of Rotaria socialis, 528 nucleotides long. The record is from the annotation of a GenBank genome assembly. NCBI's taxonomy places the organism in Eukaryota, Metazoa, Rotifera, Eurotatoria, Philodinida, Philodinidae.